GAAGGAAACGAGCAAAAGUGCUUCUGGCACUUAUCGCGUUACUUGCUUCCUUUUUCUUAGUGAAUUAUGUAAUGCUUCUCCGUCUCCAACAUCAACAGGAGGAUGAACCCCAUCCUAUUGCUAAAUCAACACUUCCUUCCUCUCUUUCACUUUCUCUUCAGGGAAAAUGGAACAAGAAUGGUAAUAAGAAAAAAAUGCUCAAGGGAAAUUAUGCUAGGAUGUUGGCCUUGGCUGCCCAUGCCUUGGCAGAGAACAAACGUGAACCAAAAGAUUUGUGGCAGGAACCCUUGGUUCCUGCUUCUUCUUGGAGACCUUGUUCUGAUCAGCGAAAUUGGGAACCUAAUGGUAUGUAUGUGUGUCUGAACUGAACUAUGAAAUUUGACAGUUCUUUAUAUUAUGUCUACUAGCGGGAAACAACUACUAACAUGUUUGUCUGUCCACCUUUCCAUUGCGCUUCAUUGUUUAUAUGUUUUAUUGUUCUUGUCUAGAACAAAAAGUCCAGGUCACUGUACCAAUAGAACCAAUAAAACCCUAAAUGAUGGAUAACCUAGUAUUUUAGGAUAUGUGCAAAGUCUGAUUUCUCUCUCUGCCCUUUAGCCUAUUAUACCGGUCUCCAAUUCUAAGGUUGGACCCCGUUUUUUACCCCAGGCCCAACCCUUAUUUAGGUCCUAAGCCCUAGCCCCUAGCUAGAUUUUAUUGGACUGCUCGGUCACCACAAGCGCUUGUGCCCUUCGGCCUUGACGUUGGGAGCUGUGCUCGGUACCAAUUUUAUGGGAGUUAUUUUGGAGUAUAUAAGUAUAGAUAUUGUGUAGAUGCAUAACUACAAAGGAAGAAAGGCUAAUUGGUCCAUAAAUGAGUACUCACAGUUUGCUUUCUUCUUGUCUACUCCUUCAAUAGAGGGAAAUAAUGGAUACAUUUUGGUUACGGCAAAUGGUGGGAUCAAUCAACAACGGGUAGCUGUUUGUAAUGCUGUUGUUGUGGCGCGGUUACUCAAUUCAACUUUGGUUAUCCCCAAAUUUAUGUACAGUAGUGUAUGGAGAGAUCUGAGUCAAUUCAGAGACAUCUAUCAGGAAGACCAUUUUAUUAACAACUUGACUCCUGAUAUUCGGAUAGUGAGGGAACUUCCUAAGGAACUACAGUCUUUGGACUUGGAGGUGAUUGGCAGUGUUGUGACAGAUGUUGACAUGGGGAAGGAGGCCAAGCCAAGCUUUUACUUGAAACACAUCCUACCUAUUAUACUUAAAAAUCAAGUUGUUCACUUUAUUGGAUUUGGGAAUCGCUUGGCAUUUGAUCCGAUACCAUUUGAGCUGCAGAGACUUCGUUGCAGAUGUAAUUUUCAUGCUCUGCAAUUUGUUCCCAGAAUACAAGAAACCGGUGCUUUGCUUCUCAAGAGGUUGCGUGGACAUGGAGGUCUUAUUGGACCAUUAGAUCGGUAUCUUGUCGGUCAAUUUGGAGAAUUAAAUAUGGAGAAAAGUGAAUUUCUUUCCAAGAAAGCAUCCAAAUACCUAGCUCUGCAUCUCAGAUUUGAAAUUGACAUGGUAUCUCAUUCUUUAUGUGAAUUUGGGGGAGGUGAAGAAGAGAGGAAAGAAUUGGAAGCCUAUCGUGAAAUCCAUUUUCCUGCACUGGCACACCUGAAAAACACUACAAAAUUACCUUCUCCGUCAGAGCUCAGGUCUGAAGGGCUAUGUCCAUUGACACCCGAAGAAGCCAUCCUUAUGCUUGCUGCUCUUGGUUUUACCCGCAAGACAAACAUAUAUGUAGCUGGUUCUAAUUUGUAUGGAGGUCACUCACGGUUGGUUGCUUUGACCAGCUUGUACCCUAAAUUAGUCACAAAAGAGACCUUGCUUUCUUCAGCAGAACUCGAACCAUUUGCAAAUUAUUCAUCUCAGUUAGCAGCACUGGACUACAUAGGAUGUGCUGCAUCGGAUGCAUUUGCAAUGACUGAUUCAGGAAGUCAGCUAUCAUCUUUGGUGUCAGGGUAUCGAAUAUAUUAUGGUGGAGGAAGAAUGCCAACUAUACGUCCAAAUAAACGCAGACUUGCUAGUAUAUUCAUGAAGAACUCUACAAUAGAAUGGCGUAUUUUUGAACAGAGAAUGAGGAAAGCAGUUAGACAAACUAAACAUGUACUAACAAGGCCUAAGGGAAGAAGUGUUUACAGAUAUCCUAGGUGUAAAGAAUGUAUGUGCAGGACAAUUUGAUUUAUUUACAUUAGCUUGACUUCAACUGCCCAUUAAUUUGUAACAUUGUUAAUCAUUAUUCCUACUAAUUUUUUUGUCCUUCUGGCUAAAUUAAUUAAUCCAUAGAGUGACUUUGCAUGGGAUUUAUUUAUGUAACUGUAAACAGAGAAGGCCUAAGGCAAGAACUGUUAACAUUAUCUCAGGUGUAAAGAAUGCUUGUGCAGCACAAAUUUAUUUAUUUACAUUAGCUUGACUGUUGUUGCCCAUUGUAAUUUGUAA
Cicer arietinum (chickpea) is the source of this 2456-nucleotide messenger RNA. Lineage: Eukaryota; Viridiplantae; Streptophyta; Magnoliopsida; Fabales; Fabaceae. The record is from RefSeq and is a predicted model, not a curated record.